Messenger RNA from Aspergillus pseudonomiae, 624 nucleotides. RefSeq lists its product as uncharacterized. The coding region runs from base 8 to 466 and encodes 152 amino acids. Lineage: Eukaryota; Fungi; Ascomycota; Eurotiomycetes; Eurotiales; Aspergillaceae. The transcript has a single exon. The record is from RefSeq and is a predicted model, not a curated record.
GGAAUGGAUGAGAGCGUACAUCCAAUCUUGUCUAACUCGGGUCUGGAAUUUGCACAUCCCGCCUUUCAGCAAGACCUCUCCAGCAGGUAUAGCUGCCGAUCUUAUUCGCGAGCACGUCAAGGACCCCGACUCCUUCACAUUUGUUGAUCUCUGUGCGGGUGCAGGCGGGCCAACCGCAACCCUUGAGCAUGUCUUGAAUGCGAAACUCAGAGCGAAAGGCAAGCGAGCGGCGCGAUUUGUACUGACGGAUCUCCACCCUCGCUUGGAGGAAUGGUCUGCCAUCAGCAGACGUCAGGAAAACAUCUCGUUCAUCUCCGAGGGUAUGGACGCUGUGGAAUGUGAGAGACUGGCCCCGGAGAACCGGAGGGAGUGCAGGAUCUUCAAUUUGUGUUUUCAUCAUUUUGAUGAUUUGCUUGCGUCCACUAUAUUGCGGAAGGCGACAGAGUCUGCCGAUUCUUUUAUGUAGGUUCUUCAAUUCAUAUUGGACAAAGAGGAGUGAAAUGCUAAAGCUUGGACUGGUAGAAUCUUCGAAUUUGCCCAGCGCAAUUUCACUUCCUUGCUUAGCAUCCCUGUCAUGUUUCUUUUCCCAUUUUGGUAUACGCUUUGUCGGUAUUGGAAUUCCCC